Messenger RNA from Vitrella brassicaformis, 1057 nucleotides. The record is from the annotation of a GenBank genome assembly. Lineage: Eukaryota; Vitrellaceae.
GGCGUAGAGUAGCCAGUGAGUGAGUGAGUGCGGCGUACAUCCAUCCAUGUGCUGUGCAGGACACUAAUGGCUUGAUUGAAUGUCCGUCCAUAAUCAAUUCAACUAAGUGUGUGCUCAACUCAACAUCCAAGCCGGUGGAGUGGGCUGUCUGCAUUGAAUGUACAGAUAGAUUUCUAGACAGACAGCGGCAGCCAGACGUCGACUGCUCAUCUCAUCUGGAGGGACUGACUGCACUGCAAUGAUCGACCGACGACUUGACGACUGCAUGCACAGACAGAGGAAGGGAGGGAAGCAGCGUCGAGUCGAGGGACUGACUGGAUAAUCAGCUGAGAUGAGACGUCAUUCAAACAAAGAAAAUCACACAUCAGUCCGUCGUUUCAGUGUGUUGGGGGGAUAUAUGCCACAAACGCAACGCCCCCUGCUGUCCAUUCAUCAAUCGACCCACCCAUCCAUCCAUCUCUCUCUCAUUCUCAAAACUGCCUCACCACCCCAUCCGUCCGUCCGUCCGUCCACCCAUAAGAAUGCACCAUAUCAUCAGACCUCAUCAAACCUCGAGUCAAUCAACUUCUGCGCCUGCAGCAGGGCGAACCCCGUCACCACACCGAUGAGCGUCGCGAUCCACGAAAGCUGAAUCACCGGUAUCAUCUCGUCCGCCAGCGGCAGGGUCGACAUGGCGUCGAGGGCCGACGACGCAACAUCGCCCUCGGCGGCCGAUGCUGGGAGGGACUGCAGGAGGGGCACGAGGGAGGCGGCGAGGGCGGUGGUGGGGAUUGCUGCAUCUUCCACCCUCGGCGGUGACUUCAUUGACAGACCUCUUCGACGUGCCAGGGGGCUGGAUGACCUUGAAAGGGACCUGGGCACAGCCACACACACAGAAGAGGGUGAACAGCCUGCAGAUCUGCAGAUGGAUGGAUGUGCAGCUUACAGGGAGGGUUGUGACGGGACGAAAGCAGAGACAGCAGAGAGCGCCACAAGGGCGAGAGAGAUGCCGAUAAUCAGCUUCAUUCCGCUUCUCUCAGGGCCUGGCCUGCAGUGGUUGCGGGAGGAUGGGCCUUUG